Messenger RNA from Panicum virgatum (switchgrass), 477 nucleotides. RefSeq names its product prostatic spermine-binding protein-like. The record is from RefSeq and is a predicted model, not a curated record. Bases 1 to 477 code for a protein of 158 amino acids. The transcript has 3 exons. Lineage: Eukaryota; Viridiplantae; Streptophyta; Magnoliopsida; Poales; Poaceae.
AUGGUGGCGGAGCAAGAGGGCAAGGCAGGCUACCUGAAGUUACAGGAGCAGGCGAGCGAGGAGAUGAAGGCGAAAAGCUAUGUCGAGAUAGAUGACGAACGGAUCAGGCGCAAGCCGGAGACCGAGUCUUCGUCUUCGUCCAACGACGAUGGCAGCGACUACACGUCGGAUGAAGAGGAAGAUUCUGACGAAAUCAGAUACAGCGACUACUCUUCGGAUGAGGAAGACGAUGGUGACGACAGUGAGUACUCAUCGGAUGAAGAGGAAGACGACGACAACGACGAUGAUGAUGGCAGCAGCGACUACUCGUCAGAUGAGGAGGAAGACGAUUACGACAACGUCGGCGACCACUGGGCUGAUGAUGAGGACAGUAUUUACUCCACGUCAGAUGAUGAGGAGGAGGAUUGUUUUCUGAUCCUUGGUGAUUGUGCAAUGUUUGGCUUUAAUAUGGCCAAAUCAUCGGAGUUCUACCCUUAG